GUCUUUCUCCCGAUUUUAGGAACAUAAAAAAAAAAUGAGAAAGAAAGAGGACAAAACCAAAACCAAGAACGACGACACUCCAUCUCUUUGCUUCGUUUCUAAACAGAAGGUUUAACCCAAAUAGAUCGGUGAAAAGUAAGACACAAUGAAAGUAAUCAAGCUUUCUUCCUUUGAAGAAAUCCGAUUCCCUAUUUAUUGGUGACAUAUUUCGCAUAUAAAAUAGGUAUACCGUAUUACCCUGAAAUCGAAUUACUCUAUUGAGGAUGGGAGAUCAUUUUGUACUACUGGUGGAUCGGUUGCUGACUGAAUCCACACUUGAAGCUGCAUUAGAGAGUAGAAAUUUGUCUCAACAAAAAGCCGCCCCCCCGAUAGGAGUUGAGACCGCAACUUUAACUGACAUCUCAUCCGACAAGAUGGACUUCAUCCCUGGGAAACUUGUGGAAUGUAGGAUUUGUCAGGAUGAGGAUCACGACUCUAAAAUGGAGACACCUUGUUCUUGUUGUGGUAGCUUGAAGUAUGCUCACCGGAGAUGUGUCCAGAGGUGGUGUAACGAGAAGGGGGAUACUAUAUGUGAGAUAUGUCACCAGCCAUUUAAACCAGUUUAUACGGCACCUCCCCCAUUAUUUCAUUAUGGGGGUAUUCCGAUGAGCUUUAGAGGAAAUUGGGAGAUUCCCAGGCGGGAGCUAUAUAACCCUCGAUUUAUAGCUAUGGUUUCAACAGAUCGCAGUUUUCUGGAUGGUGACUACGACGGUUAUUCAUCUCCCACUUCAAGAAGUCUGACGUGUUGCCGUACAGUCGCUAUAAUUUUCGUGGUUCUUCUAGUCCUACGUCAUGCUUUGCCCAUCAUUAUCAGUGAAACGGAGGACUACUCUUUCACAGUGUUCAUGUUGUUGCUAUUAAGGAUCUCUGGAAUGCUUCUACCAAUUUAUCUGACUAUCAAAGCAGUGACUGCCAUUCUACGCCGGCGUCACCCACAUGAACCUCAUGAUUUGUCCUAUAGCACAUCAUCUGGAGAAGAAGAUGAGCAGACGCAUCUGCAGCCUCAGCAACAUCUUAUCCAUGUUCACUAAGAUAGUAAUGUAUAUACAUGUAGGCCACCCCCACUAGGUCCAUACUAGAAAAUGCACAAUGAAGGUUGAACAUCGAUUCAAGCAUAUCAUUGAAUUUGUGUAAUUAUGUACAUAUUAAAUAUCACAAUUUAUUUAUACACUCAGCUGAAAGCCUGACAACGUUAGAUAUAAGUCCUUAACCCUUUUAGUUUUGGACGUGUAUGAUUUUAAAAUUCAUGUCUGAACAGCAGGGAUU
Messenger RNA from Papaver somniferum (opium poppy), 1305 nucleotides. RefSeq lists its product as uncharacterized. Gene Ontology annotation, biological process: protein ubiquitination. Gene Ontology annotation, cellular component: membrane. Bases 264 to 1070 code for a protein of 268 amino acids. Lineage: Eukaryota; Viridiplantae; Streptophyta; Magnoliopsida; Ranunculales; Papaveraceae. Gene Ontology annotation, molecular function: ubiquitin-protein transferase activity; zinc ion binding. The record is from RefSeq and is a predicted model, not a curated record. The transcript has 8 exons.